This is a messenger RNA of Chenopodium quinoa (quinoa), 468 nucleotides long. RefSeq lists its product as uncharacterized. The record is from RefSeq and is a predicted model, not a curated record. The transcript has a single exon. NCBI's taxonomy places the organism in Eukaryota, Viridiplantae, Streptophyta, Magnoliopsida, Caryophyllales, Amaranthaceae. The coding region runs from base 1 to 468 and encodes 155 amino acids.
AUGGCUAAACUAGCCAUCUUCAUGCUACGAAAAGGUUUGUCCAAGAAGAAAUUACUCUUGGACCUCAACUUGAUGAUGAAGCGAGGUAAAAAGACCUUCACCGUUGGCAAAGUCUCCAUCACUCGAGGCGGUGUUAUUGGUUUCGAAGCUCAACAAGAGUACGAGUUCAGUUGUAAAAACACUCUCUUAUACCAUCAUUACUUUACCAACAAGAAAAAACAAUGCCAAAACUAUUACUAUACUCCCUCACCAAAUUUUGAAGACACCAAUGAAUUAGAAGCUAUUAACAAGGUGCUCGAGGCCAUAGUUUCGUGUAAAGAUAGCGGUGUCCGGCCUCUAAGGGUAACAGACUCUCCAUUUCCUUCGCAAAAUGAAGAUGAUAAUUAUGGUGAUGAACGUGUGGAUGAUGCUGCCGAGGAGUUUAUUCAGAGGUUUUACUCGCAACUUAAGGAGCAAAGUUGCUGCUAG